AUAUGUAUACGCACAUCGCAAAUCGCAUCGCAUCGUAUCGUAUCGCACAUCGAUGAUAGGUAAUCCACAUCACACAUUAUACAUUAUACAUUAUACAUUAUACAUUAUACAUUAUACAUUAUACAUUAUACAUUAUACAUCACACAUUACACAUUGCACAUGUAUGGAUGCAUUGGUACGUAUGUACCUAUAUGCAGGUACCUACAUAUAUAGCUACAUGCCUCCAUACUACCCUCAUAUUUAUACAUACUACAUACCAUACUACCUUGCCUACCAGCCGAGGUUAAGUUAGGUAGGUUAGGGUAUUAUACUAUACGAGCUAUGAGCCACAAGCUACGGAGCUACGUAUACGAUUCGUAUACUGGCUACGAUCUGGCGAAUAGAUUGAUGCGUACUAUUACGUUGGCAAAUUGGUGCCUACCUCCGUGCACUAUUAUAAGUGACUUUUGACUAAAGAAGCCUUGCUAGCCUACAU
This is a messenger RNA of Daldinia decipiens, 475 nucleotides long. RefSeq lists its product as uncharacterized. The record is from RefSeq and is a predicted model, not a curated record. Bases 53 to 292 code for a protein of 79 amino acids. Lineage: Eukaryota; Fungi; Ascomycota; Sordariomycetes; Xylariales; Hypoxylaceae. The transcript has a single exon.